AUGGCUAAAAAAAAGAAUGGAACCCUUGCUAAUAAAAAUUAUAAAGAUCACAGAAAUGGUAUUAAAAGGGAAAAAAUUGGUAAAUUAUUAGAUCUACCAGGAGUGAAUACUAAAUUUCUUAGAAAUAUGAGAUAUGCUAGAGAAGGUCUUAAAAAUACUACUGAAUAA
Vairimorpha ceranae is the source of this 168-nucleotide messenger RNA. RefSeq lists its product as hypothetical. The transcript has a single exon. Lineage: Eukaryota; Fungi; Microsporidia; Nosematidae. Bases 1 to 168 code for a protein of 55 amino acids. Gene Ontology annotation, biological process: cytoplasmic translation. Gene Ontology annotation, cellular component: cytosolic large ribosomal subunit; ribosome. Gene Ontology annotation, molecular function: structural constituent of ribosome. The record is from RefSeq and is a predicted model, not a curated record.